UGAACUCCCGUCAAUUCGCGUUUUCGUACGUGUUUACAUUGCGUCAGCUGAUCGCUUAUAAGCAAUUUACGGAAACAGUUAACAACUACUCUCUUUCUCUCCUUUUAUUUAACAAGGGAGUAUAACAUGGAGCCCAUUGGUCCGGGAAGCCAUGACCGAGCCUGGAAUGAUCCACCCAAGUUUGCUUUCAAUGCGAGUGCCACAGCAGGUGGACAGUCAGGAAGGAGACGUCUCAUGAACAAGAGAGUGCCAAUACCCAUUGGCCCUUCUGAUGGCACUGCACCUGUCUCUCCUUCUCUAAGACCGACUGAUGGACCGCCGAAAGAUGGAGACCUGUUUCGUAUGAAGGGCCCCCAUGGACCACCUCCCACAGUUUCGCCCGCAGUUAGUAAACUCCCAGAUGCAAAGGCUGAAAAGGAGGAGAAGAAAAAGGGGGAUCCUCUGAUUGAGGAAAACUUGAAUACUGAAGAAAUGCUGUCAGAAGUGAAAACAGCUCUGGAUGAGUCACUGGAGAAAGUGUCUGAUGAAUUGAAGAAAAGUGUUUUAGACGACAUCACCAGACGGCUUGAGAUGAUGAAGAAAAUGUGGAUUGAAGGUGAACUCGACCCUAUUGUGCAGAGACGAAUGUUGUUGCUCGCAAGAGCCAUGAGAGAGAGCAAUUACGAUGAGGCUUGGGAUAUCCACCAAGGACUUAUUGUUGACUUCACCAGCGUUUGCUCUUCUUGGAUGGUUGGUGUAAAACGGAUCAUCUCAGACUUUCGAAAAACUGAAAAGGAGGCAGCACCAGAGGUAGCAGAAGCUGAGGUGAAGACCACAGAUGGAGAAGAAAAGGAAGCAGAGGAACUAACAAAGGAUGUGAGUGAAGGUGUCAGCAACCUCUUAGUCCAACCAGAAGUUCAUACAAAGGAAGGGGAUGCUCCAUCUUAAAGUGCAGGAAAUAUGAGCCGAUAGCUUUUUUGUUUUAGUCUUCACUAGUCUGAUGUUUGGCUUCUAUUUGUAUUUGCUCUCUAAUAUCAAGAUCUGAGGGAUCACCUCUAAUAUUUUCAUACUGAUAUUUACAUGACAUCAUUAAAUUAAUACUCUUUUUUCAUACAUUCCAAAACAAAGGAUGUAAAAUCCUUUCCAUGUGCCUUUGUGGAAAUAUUCAUCAAUCAUGCCACUGAAGUGAAUGAGUUCCAGUUUUAACGCAUUUAAAUGUAAUAACCCAAAGCUAGACAUAUUAGGAGUAUCACUGGUUAGUAAGAUAACUUUGUGGUUAUUCUGGUCUGCUGAACAAGUAAAAAAGCAAUAAGCAGUUCAUACAUGAAUCCAGUAUUACUAAUAAAAAAGAGCAAAUAUUGUACUGGACAGAGAGAAAAAGUUUCUAUGAUGUGCAAUAUAUAUCAUCAAAAUUCAUACAAUAAGUAGUAGUGUGUAGCUUUACAUAAGAAAUAGUUCACAUAUUUGAUAUGAUUGCAUGCUAAAUUAGAAAAAAAAGUUUAAUUUUCAAAAAUACUAAAAUAGUUUACAGAUAUGUAUUUAUAUUUAUAGAUAUUUCAUUUAUGAGAAGAAGUGAUCUUACAAUUUUUUGAGUACUUAGUUUAUCAGUGUUUUUUGUAUUGUAUUUUCUAAGGUUUUCCUGCAUUUUCCAGUUUGAUAUUGAUAUAUGCUAUAUAGUAUUUGUUUGGCAACUAUAUAGUUUGUAAAUUAUGUUUCUCCUUUAGAAAAUCAAUGUUUUCUUUAAACUUUUAAGCUGAUUAGUAAAUCAACUUUUGAGGUUUAGUGUUUUAUGAAAUACAGUAUGGGUUUCAAUUGAA
Penaeus vannamei (Pacific white shrimp) is the source of this 1796-nucleotide messenger RNA. Its product is annotated as steroid receptor RNA activator 1. Gene Ontology annotation, biological process: regulation of transcription by RNA polymerase II. The record is from RefSeq and is a predicted model, not a curated record. Gene Ontology annotation, cellular component: nucleus. NCBI's taxonomy places the organism in Eukaryota, Metazoa, Arthropoda, Malacostraca, Decapoda, Penaeidae.